This is a messenger RNA of Saccharomyces paradoxus, 1305 nucleotides long. It is a transcript of the gene RPT5, whose product is annotated as proteasome regulatory particle base subunit RPT5. Gene Ontology annotation, cellular component: proteasome regulatory particle, base subcomplex. Gene Ontology annotation, biological process: proteasome-mediated ubiquitin-dependent protein catabolic process. Gene Ontology annotation, molecular function: proteasome-activating activity; ATP binding; ATP hydrolysis activity. The coding region runs from base 1 to 1305 and encodes 434 amino acids. The transcript has a single exon. NCBI's taxonomy places the organism in Eukaryota, Fungi, Ascomycota, Saccharomycetes, Saccharomycetales, Saccharomycetaceae. The record is from RefSeq and is a predicted model, not a curated record.
AUGGCCACCUUGGAAGAAUUGGACGCUCAAACUUUACCAGGAGAUGAUGAAUUAGAUCAAGAGAUUUUGAAUCUUUCCACGCAGGAGCUUCAAACAAGAGCUAAGCUUUUGGACAAUGAAAUCCGUAUCUUUAGAUCUGAAUUGCAAAGAUUGUCCCAUGAAAACAACGUUAUGCUCGAGAAGAUUAAGGACAAUAAGGAAAAAAUCAAGAAUAAUAGACAGUUGCCAUACCUUGUGGCUAACGUCGUCGAAGUCAUGGAUAUGAAUGAAAUCGAAGACAAGGAGAAUAACGAAUCUACUACUCAAGGUGGAAAUGUCAAUUUAGAUAACACCGCCGUUGGCAAGGCUGCUGUAGUCAAGACCUCUUCUAGACAGACCGUUUUCUUGCCCAUGGUUGGUUUAGUGGAUCCUGAUAAACUUAAGCCAAAUGACUUGGUCGGUGUGAAUAAGGACUCUUAUUUGAUUUUGGAUACUUUACCCUCUGAGUUUGAUUCUCGUGUAAAAGCUAUGGAGGUUGAUGAAAAACCCACCGAAACUUAUUCUGAUGUGGGUGGGUUGGAUAAACAAAUUGAAGAACUGGUGGAGGCCAUUGUAUUACCUAUGAAACGUGCGGAUAAAUUCAAAGACAUGGGUAUUAGAGCGCCUAAAGGUGCCCUAAUGUACGGGCCUCCAGGUACAGGUAAGACUUUAUUAGCUCGUGCGUGUGCGGCUCAGACCAAUGCCACUUUUUUGAAGCUAGCAGCACCUCAAUUGGUGCAAAUGUAUAUUGGUGAAGGUGCUAAACUGGUCCGCGAUGCAUUUGCACUGGCUAAGGAAAAGGCACCAACUAUUAUUUUCAUUGACGAGUUGGAUGCUAUUGGUACUAAGAGAUUUGAUUCGGAAAAAUCCGGUGAUAGAGAAGUGCAAAGAACCAUGUUGGAAUUAUUAAAUCAACUGGAUGGUUUCAGCUCUGAUGAUCGUGUUAAGGUCUUGGCGGCUACCAAUAGGGUCGAUGUUUUAGAUCCCGCUCUGUUAAGAUCAGGAAGACUGGAUAGAAAAAUUGAAUUCCCACUACCAUCAGAAGAUUCAAGAGCUCAAAUUCUACAGAUUCAUUCAAGAAAGAUGACCACUGAUGAUGAUAUUAACUGGCAAGAACUAGCCAGAUCUACUGAUGAGUUCAAUGGUGCGCAGUUAAAGGCGGUGACUGUGGAGGCAGGUAUGAUUGCCUUAAGGAAUGGGCAAUCUUCCGUUAAACAUGAAGAUUUUGUCGAAGGUAUAAGCGAAGUUCAAGCAAGAAAAUCAAAGUCGGUAUCCUUCUAUGCAUAA